UACUUAUCGUGAGUUAGCGAUAGUGCAUGAUUAGGUCUAUUGUAUAAAUGUAAGGGAUGUUACCCCGUUAUUACACCCAGCAAAUUAAAUCCCGAUCAUUAUUGGACAAUAAUAAUGGCAGACUCUGCAACAAGGCUUUCCAAACUGGUGAAUCAAAGAUUUGAAGAUAAUAAUCAAAUUUCUUCAACUCCCAAGAUACAAAGAGUUCCUGUAUUUUUGCAUGAAAAUCCCAACUUCUAUAGGUAUUGCACACCCAAGAUGAUAUCAUUCGGUCCCAUUCAUCACCGGAAUGAAAAUCUGAAGCAGCAAGAACACUUGAAAAGUCAAUGGACAUGGCUUUACAUUGAAGAAUACACUAAACAAGUUAGCCUGUAUAAUGGUAAUAAGCAAGAGGCAGCAAACUAUUUGUAUGGAGUUGUAGGAGAUAACAUUGGGGAACUGAAGGAGCUGUUUGCUGAGGAUGUAGUUGAAGGGUACAGUGAUGAGGAACUGAUUUGGAUGCUGUUUGAGGAUGGAUGCUCUUUGCUCUAUUACAUGGAACACGUUGACGAUCAGUGCCCAGAAGAACUCAGGUUAAAGCUUGAUCAGCUGAUGUAUACAUGGAGAGAUAUUUUGUUGCUGGAAAACCAACUUCCGGUGAAACUGCUGCAACUGCUGAGUGCAAAGAAAGGUGCUGACUUGGAGUAUUUAAUGCUCAAUUUUCUUGGAAUGGGCGAUGGUACGCGGAGUGGAACGGAAAUGGUCAUACUCGGGCCUACAAGAAAUCAUAUACUUGAUUUUGUUCGCUCAUUCGUGGUUGAUACAGAGACCGAAGAGAAUAUCCCAAGCCAGCAAAAUGGUGGUAAUCAGAUGCCUCCUCCUCCCUCCCAAGUUUGGCAAACUUACAAGAACAUACGUGAUCUCAAAAAUUCAGGGAUCCAGGUUAAGAAGGUAAAAAACGAGAAUGAAGGAACAUGGAAGUGGCAUAAAAUCUCUUUCACCUCAAGAUGGUUUAGUGGAGAAUUGACCCUUCCUUGCUACGUCUACAACGAUGUCACGAUUUAUCUUUUUCGAAACUUCAUUGCGUAUGAGAUGUGUCCAGACUUUCGCAAUACCUUCGAAUGCUGUUCGUUCUUUUCUUUCAUGGAUUCCUUGAUAGACGAUGCCGAGGAUGUAAAGGAGCUUAGAUCAGCUGGUGUUAUCCAAAAUUUGCUUAGGAGCGACCAAGAACUGGCAGAAUUCCUUAAUGAUAUUACCCAUGAUUUGCCCACUAAAAUGUUCAAUCAGUUCCUCCCUGUCGAUGCCGCCGUCUUCAGCAAGAAAUAUAUUCAAGUCAAGUUUCAGAUUGAAAAGCAUUACUCAAAUACAUGGAAGACUUGGUUGGCUGAAGCACGCAGUACUUAUUUCAAUUCUCCCUGGUCUCUGCUUGCUGUUUUGGCUGCGUUUACAGCAUUAGUUCUCACCUUUAUUCAAACAUGGUAUGCCAUGCACCCUAACAAUUAGUUCUAGUAUUAUUUGAACCUUUAAAUAAUAAAUGUCUGUGCGUGUGGCCUAUCAGCAUCAUGCUUUUUCUAUCUAAAUUUCUUAAAAGAAGAAUGGUGUUUCCUAUUUUGUCUAUGUGUUGUAAUGCAUUUGAUGAUUAUUUUAAUUUGACUACUUUUAU
Molecule: messenger RNA, 1642 nt
Organism: Arachis ipaensis
Lineage: Eukaryota; Viridiplantae; Streptophyta; Magnoliopsida; Fabales; Fabaceae
Product: UPF0481 protein At3g47200-like
Source: RefSeq, a predicted model, not a curated record